ACACACACACACACACACACACACACAGAACGUUUACUUCUCACGGGAAUGAAUUUCUUGACUUAAGCUCGAAGGUGGUGUUGUGAGGGCCAGACAUAAAUAGCAGAGCACAGCUAACAUAUACAACAGAGCAGCAGCAGCAAAUCAGCCAGGCAUUAAUUUGAGAGUUUUCAGGAAGGCGCCCCAGUAAAGUGUUGGGCCACGCGUAACCCUCUGACGGCUGGUUCGUGAUGCUGGGUCGUUAUGACCCUGCAUCACAGCCAGAUAUAUUGAAGCCAUUUUUCAGCGUUUUCACAAUACAUUUGGUGCGUGGGGGGCAAGCGUUAAUGGGAGGGCCUUUGUUUUCGUGUUGCUAAUUGAAUACUGUGUCCAUUAAGUGAAAACUCAACGCGCUUUUUUUCAAUCAAUUUAUUUCAUCAUCUCUAGAGUCGAAUAUGAAGAGAAGUUAUGAGGUUCGGCUUCGAUUGACGGAUGUUCCUCUCCCUUCGCUACGAAGGGACGAGAAUUAAAUGAUUAUGCUUGGAGCGGUGGGAAGUGUGUAUGGAGGCGGGUAUCUGGCCAGAAGGGAAGCAAGCCACUGGGGAAGGUAGAGUGUCUGUGUGAGCCCUGACAAAUGUUUCCCUCACUCUAUUUAUCGUUUAAUGAAUAAGUGUGAUGAUUAGGAAUACCGACAGUGUGCACUAUAUCAUCCAUCUUCUUAUGUUAAGGCGGCCAACCCCUCUACCUAAAUGAGUACGGUCAUUGGCCGGAUGAAAAGCAACUCUACUGAUGGCUCCACCCAGGCCCGCCCCAGUUGGCUCAACAUACAAUAAGUGCUUAGAGUCAUCCAAUGAGAUGGCCGCUCUUGUGUUGGUGGGCGGGGGAAAACACGAUCCGGCCCCUGCAGUAUCGAAGGAUGGAAACGUGAGCUUGGGUUUGCCUAGUAGUAUAGUUUGGGUGAUCCCUUGGUGUGGUUAGGACGUGCGCUGCUGUGUGUUGUGCGCCUGACUGGCUGUGUAGUGACCACGACAAAUCUGCUGGGGUGGGCGUAGUGGGUGUUGUAAACAUUAGUACCGUGGCGGAUUAUAUUAUGAUAGUGGGGUCUAUGAGCGAGGCGGGUGGACAUCCAGGGGCCCCACACCUGGGCCCGCCGACGCUGCCACCGCAGUCAUCGCUCUCCCCGCCCGCUGCAAUGCUCCCAUCUUUCGGUUUCACGCAAGAGCAGGUUGCCUGCGUGUGCGAGGUCCUUCAGCAGAGUGGGAACAUCGAGAGGUUGGGCAGGUUCCUGUGGUCACUGCCCGCCUGCGAACACUUGCACAAGAACGAGUCCGUCCUUAAAGCCAAGGCCCUCGUUGCCUUCCACCGCGGCAACUUCAAAGACCUUUAUCGAAUUCUUGAAUCGCACAAUUUCUCAAUACAAAAUCACGGAAAAUUGCAGCAAUUGUGGCUGAAGGCGCACUACAUAGAAGCAGAGAAGUUGCGUGGGCGACCGCUUGGCGCCGUGGGCAAGUAUCGCGUGCGGCGCAAAUUCCCUCUCCCGCGCACCAUUUGGGACGGUGAAGAGACUUCCUAUUGCUUCAAGGAGAAGUCACGGAACGUCUUGCGAGAGUGGUACGCUCACAACCCGUACCCAUCACCCAGGGAAAAGCGUGAGCUGGCUGAAGCCACAGGCCUCACCACAACACAGGUCUCCAACUGGUUCAAGAACCGCCGACAACGGGACAGAGCUGCCGAACAAAAAGACGGAGACGGCAAAACUUCUGGGGGCGCUGCUCCCCAAGGCGGUUCGACCCAUCUGGACAGCGGCUCAGAGUCCCUGGAUGAAGUGAAGCCUUCGCUCUCCUCCCUCGACUCACCACUACCCAACGUAAACAGCCACAUUGUCCAGGAGCCUGUCGGGCACACGGACUUAUACAGCGAACUCAGCAAGGUUGGCGGAGGUGCAAACGGCAUGUCCUCGGUGGCGCCCGUCCCUGCCUCCGUGAGCUCCGCCUCUGCCAUUGCCGCCGCCUACCAAACGCAGCUGAGUCUGGCGGCGGCGGCGGCAGUAGCGGCUAGACACACAGGGACCACCAUCUCCAGCGACCACACCGCCGCCCCACACCUGGCGCCGCCCACACACCACGAUAUCCUCCACGACUACCACACUUUGUGACAUAGUGGCCUCUAGACUCCCGCCCAUGGGAUCACCGCCGCCACCACGCCCACGCCCCAGGGACGCUAGAGAGCCACACAGGAUGCCCUAUAUCGCCUCUACCAAGGGGUCGCCCAAGAGAUUAGAGGUACUCCUGCACAGGGGAGGCGCUUGAAGUAGUGCGCUGGCUGCCACAUUUGGCGGCCCUGUCACACUCGGUACCCCCAACGAUACGCCACCGACACAUCUGGAGCUAUUCCAAACGUGCAUUUUUUUUUUCAAGCUAGUGUUGCUCUACUGAGAUCCCGCUUCUGUUGAAAAAAAAUAAAAUAAAAUGGUUCUCAAAGCUGUGGCCUAGUGAGUUUACCACACACACGGGGCUGGCCGCCUCUUGACGUUAAAAUGCCAACUUACCGUUGUUUUGUUUUGAUUGCGGUGCAACCCUUGUGCGCUAGUGGCAACAACAUAGUACAUUAAUUUGUGAUGAACCGUGAACUUCUUAAUGCUAAGCCAACCAAGUCUGUUGGUUGUUUGACAGCUAUUAUGUUAACUGGCGCGGUGGUAACCAUCCUUCCCUGGGAGUAAGUGCGCCAGGCUUACGCCACUCUUUACGAAGGACAAAAACUGGCCUUGUACUCUAGGCUUCUGCCUAAUUAUCUUGAUAUAAUAUAGUGAGAAAAACGGAGCUACUGUACAGUGAACUAUGUGAGAAAUAGUGACGCUGAUGCCAACCUAAACA
Messenger RNA from Cherax quadricarinatus, 2852 nucleotides. RefSeq names its product homeobox protein six1. The record is from RefSeq and is a predicted model, not a curated record. Gene Ontology annotation, biological process: regulation of transcription by RNA polymerase II. Gene Ontology annotation, molecular function: DNA-binding transcription factor activity, RNA polymerase II-specific; RNA polymerase II cis-regulatory region sequence-specific DNA binding. Gene Ontology annotation, cellular component: transcription regulator complex; nucleus. Lineage: Eukaryota; Metazoa; Arthropoda; Malacostraca; Decapoda; Parastacidae.